Messenger RNA from Rodentolepis nana, 1485 nucleotides. Lineage: Eukaryota; Metazoa; Platyhelminthes; Cestoda; Cyclophyllidea; Hymenolepididae. The record is from the annotation of a GenBank genome assembly.
AUGAGUUCAAAUAAAUUCAAGAUCUGUGGUGUCGGCGCUGGUAUCUUAGGUGUGCCGAUAUGCUCUGUGAUUGCAUCUAAGUGUCCCGAGUUCUCCGUAAGCGUUGUCGACAAUGACAAGGCCAUCAUUGAUCAGUGGAAUAAGGGAUCUGAACAUCCAAUUACCGAGGCAAAUUUAUAUUCACUCUUCCUGCAACUCUUUCCCGGUCUUGAAAAUCUUCUUAAAGAGUGUCUUGGUAAAAAUUUGUCCAUCUCCUCAGAUGUGGAUACUUAUCUCAAAGAUGCAGAUAUUAUUCUAAUUUGUGUCAAAACGCCUACGAAGUCGCUUGGGUUUGGCCGUGGCAGGGCUGCAGAUCUUGGUAGUAUCGAAGAGGUCGCAAGGCAAAUAGUCUCUUCAUGCACCUCUUCAGCGAUUGUGGUUGUCCAGAGUACUGUGCCAAUAGGAGCCACUGAUCUCAUCGUCAGCAUUUUCAAUGCUAAUAAGAAGGUUAGAGCAAUUUUUACUUGCCUUCAAAUUACUAUUUUAAGAAAGAAGCAAAAUCCCUCCAAUUUCGUCGUUAUCUCCAAUCCCCAAUUCGUCUCAGAAGGCGGUGUCACUGAGAGUAUCUUGAACCCAGAUCGUGUCAUACUCGGUGGAGAGCCUAACGCACCUUCUCAGAAGGCUCUUGCUAUUAUCUCCUCCAUCUAUGAACGCUGGGUCCCACGUGAUAAGAUACUCACAAUGUCGACAAAGUCUGCAGAAGUUAGCAAACUAGUGACCAAUGCUUUCCUUGCUCAAAGGGUGAGUAGUAUCAAUGCGAUUGCCAGUAUCUGCGAGGAAACUGCCGCUGAUGUGCGUCAAGUUGCCGGUGCUGUUGGUUGGGACUCUCGUAUCGGUCCGCACUUCCUUGAAGCUGGACUGGGAUUCGGUGGAAAUACUCUGCCUGCAGAUCUCCACCGCCUUGUUUACACCUGCGAAUCAUUGGACUUGCCAACCGUGGCUGCUUACUGGAAUUCUAUUCUAAGCGUGAAUGAGUAUCAGAUCUCGCGAUUUUUCCGAAAGAUCACUGCCCACUACUGCGAGACCCUUCGUGGCAAGAAGUUGGCCAUUCUUGGAUGCGCUUUCAAGAAAGGAACUCCAGACGUCAAAAAUAGUCCGGCAGUUUUCAUCUGCUGUCGAUUGUUGUUAGAAGACGCACUAGUCGCUGUUUAUGAUCCUCUAUCAAAAAUGGACUUCCUUGCAGAUGCGAUCAUAGAAACAUUAGGCCAGGAACCUGCAAACCUUGAUAAUAUAAUUUGGUGUGAGACACCAAUGGAAGCCGCUUCAAACUCCGAUGGAAUCAUUGUGUGCACCGACUGUGAUGAAUUCAAGACUCUUGAUUACAAAGCAGUGUAUGAUUCCAUGCGAAAACCCGCCUCUUUCUUCGAUGGACGUCUAGUUGCUCCACACAGUGAAUUGAAGGAGAUUGGAUUUCGUGUGGAGGCUCUCGGUCUAAAAAUGCAAUGA